GCUCCCGCCGCUCCCGCGCAGCCUCGCCGGGGGAGGCAGCGGCGCCGCGCCCCAACCGCCCGCGGUGAAUAUGGCCUUGGCAGGGAAGCCUUUAGAUGUGACACUCACCACCUCCAGGGCUGACCAAUGGAAUAUGGUUUUUCCCCAGAGAGACGAAAUCAUCACCAGCUUAGUGUCUGCCUUAGACUCCAUGUGCUCGGCGCUGUCCAAGCUGAACGCGGAGGUUGCCUGCAUCGCCGUGCACGAGGAGAGCGCCUUCGUGCUGGGCACUGAGAAGGGAAGGGUCUUCCUCAGCGCCCGCAAGGAGCUCCAGGCUGACUUCCAGAAGUUUUGCAGAAUCCAGCAGAGGAAGGAGCAGGACGCAGAGGUGCAGAAGAAGGCAAAGGAGUGCGGGCAAAGGGUGCUCAGGGUGUCCCCGGACCAGGGAUCAGAUGUGUACCUCCUCAGGAAGAUGGUAGAGGAAGUGUUUGAUGUGCUUUAUAGUGAAGCCAUGGGGAAGAGCAGCGUGGUCCCCUUGCCCUACGAGAGGUUCCUGAAAGAGCCAGGCUCGCUGGCAGUGACUGGCUUGCCUGAGGGAAUCAGCUUUAAGAAACCCCUGGAGUAUGAUGUGAAAUCCCUGAUGGCCAUCCUAGAGCACAGCCACAGCAUCCGCUUCAGGCUAAAAAGGCCAGCAGAUGAGCCCAGCCGAGAGCCCAACCCCAACAUCGAGUUAACUUGUUCCUCCCUCGCCUCCAAGGGCAGCCGAGACUCUGGUGCCAACGGCCCCGUGGCCAAACCCACCUCGCAGGACGCCCCCUCGGCCAUUGCUAUCACCAACUUCCUCUACGGCGUCUCUCUGCCCGGCCCCGUCGCCAUCGACCUCAAGCAGGAGGCGUCCUCGGGCCUGCCCGGGCCCACGGCGGCGGCGGGCGAGGCGCUGCUGGCCCGGCCGGCGGCAGAGCUGAAGGUGCCUUCCUCACAGGAGUACAGCGACUGCUGUGGACAGAAAUCAUCAGUCUCCGGAGGUCCCCUGAUCCAGAAUGUGCACUCAUCCAAGCGCAUCCUCUUCUCCAUCGUCCAUGACAAGACAGAUAAGUGGGACAGUUUUAUAAAAGAAACUGAAGACAUCAACACCCUUAGGGAGUGCGUGCAAAUUCUUUUUAACAGCAGAUAUGCUGAAGCCUUGGGGUUAGACCACAUGGUCCCUGUGCCAUACAGGAAGAUUGCCUGUGACCCCGAGGCAGUGGAGAUCAUUGGCAUCCCAGACAAAAUCCCUUUCAAAAGACCUUGCACCUAUGGGGUCCCCAAGCUGAAAAGGAUCCUGGAGGAGAGGCACAACAUCCAUUUUGUCAUCAAAAGGAUGUUUGAUGAAAGAAUUUUUACAGGAAGCAAAUUUACCAAAGAUCCAACCAAGCUGGAGCCCUCCAGCCCUCCCCGGGAGAUCUCCCCCGAGCCUCACCGUGGGGCCACGCUGGAACUGGGGGGGACCUCUCAGGCCAACAGCAGGUCUGAGAAGUGUAAUGUUUCUGAAGGCUGUGAACCAGGUACCUCAGGAGAGCUAGGUGGGAUCAGGCAGAUCAAAAUCGAACCAGACGAGCUGAACAUCAUCCAGAUCACCGUACCAGACCGAUCCCCUGCCUCAGUGGAAAUGCAUGACCCAGUGCCCACGCACGUGGCCUCAGAGGAGUCAAGAUACAUCCUGGAAACAGGAGCAGAGGCAGAGAAGGGGUCCAGCGAGGAGUCUCGACACGAAGAAAAGCAGAUGGAGGGAUCAGAUGGUAUAGGGGACAUUUUAAGUCAUUUGAGGAAACAAGUUGAAAUUUUGUUCAACUCACGAUACGCGAAAGCCAUAGGAAUAUCAGAGCCAGUCAAAGUCCCCUACUCCAAGUUCCUGAUGUACCCUGAGGACCUGUUUGUUGUGGGCUUGCCAGAAGGCAUCCUGCUGCGCCGCCCCAACUGCUUCGGGAUCGCAAAGCUGAAGAAGAUCCUGCAAGCGAGCAACAACAUCCAGUUUGUCAUUAAAAGACCGGAGCUGCUGGCGGAGGGCGUAAAGGAGUCGGUGUCAGACAGCCCAGCAGCCAAAGCCGCCGACGAGAGGGACUCGAGCGAGGCGCUGCUGGAGGACGCUGUGAAGAGACAGGGCUUCCAAGAAAAUUAUGAUGCCAGGCUUUCCAGAAUAGACAUUGCUAAUACGCUGCGGGAACAAGUCCAGGACCUGUUCAAUAAGAAAUAUGGUGAGGCCUUGGGGAUUAAAUACCCUGUGCAAGUGCCCUACAAACGCAUUAAGAGCAACCCAGGGUCGGUGAUCAUAGAGGGACUGCCCCCUGGGAUCCCCUUCAGGAAGCCCUGCACCUUUGGCUCCCAGAACCUGGAGAGGAUACUGGCUGUUGCUGAUAAAAUCAAGUUCACUGUGACAAGGCCUUUUCAAGGACUCAUCCCCAAACCUGGGACCAGCAGAGCUCUGUGCUGCAGUGGCUGCUCUCCUGAGCCUGCUUGAAAUGGGGAACACGUAUUGUCAGCUAGGUAUUUGGAGCUACUUCAGAUUGCUUAUGCCUCUGCUUAGGAGAUUUGGACACAUGCUCCUGCUGUCUCCCAAGUCCCCUUCUGUUUGCUGGUGUCAGCUCACUGCAGUGUGGCAUCAAGAGCCUCCCCUCUGGGCCCCUUCCUUGCCCUGGGGCUGCAGCCCUGACCUCCCCACAGCUCUCCCUGUGGCUGUCACUUCAGCAGGAUGAGCCACUUCAUUCCUCCUUUUGCCCAUCAUGCAAAUCCAGGCCAUAGUCCCAUCCCUGGCUGUUUUUCCAGAGGAAGUUAAUUUCUUUUUAUGUCACUGAUCACUUUGGAGUCAGUGGCAAGCACCAGCCUCUCCUUAGGGAUUCCUUUUUCUCCCAUUUCUCCUAUUGAUGCAGAACUGUCAUGAUCUCCCUGUUUGCUUUUCAUCUGCUUUAACCUGAGGGGUUUUUUUUUCUCCUCUGGCACUGGAACAGCUGUGCAAGGCAGCUGCUGCUGCUCUGGCACAUGCCAUAAAUGCUGUCAUUUGGCCAUGCAUCCUUAUGCACAUGUGGACCUUGAGCUGCUCAGGAGAGCCAAAGGGAUGCUUAAGCAAAUUCCAGCAAAGCAGGUCCUGGUAUGAGGUGGAGAGCCCAGCUCACCAGUAAAUAACCUGCCAGGCAGUUAUUAGCUACCAAAACUGUGCCAAGGGGCCAGAGGAAUUUUAAUCCUGGGUUUUGCUUUUGUUUGUGACCGAGAAACCAAGCUGCAGCA
Camarhynchus parvulus is the source of this 3240-nucleotide messenger RNA. It is a transcript of the gene GTF2IRD1, whose product is annotated as GTF2I repeat domain containing 1. The transcript has 23 exons. Gene Ontology annotation, cellular component: nucleus. The record is from RefSeq and is a predicted model, not a curated record. Gene Ontology annotation, biological process: transcription by RNA polymerase II. Bases 71 to 2476 code for a protein of 801 amino acids. NCBI's taxonomy places the organism in Eukaryota, Metazoa, Chordata, Aves, Passeriformes, Thraupidae. Gene Ontology annotation, molecular function: DNA-binding transcription factor activity.